This is a messenger RNA of Odontomachus brunneus, 1760 nucleotides long. RefSeq names its product probable 39S ribosomal protein L45, mitochondrial (gene mRpL45). NCBI's taxonomy places the organism in Eukaryota, Metazoa, Arthropoda, Insecta, Hymenoptera, Formicidae. The transcript is spliced from 7 exons. Gene Ontology annotation, cellular component: mitochondrion. The record is from RefSeq and is a predicted model, not a curated record. The coding region runs from base 151 to 1170 and encodes 339 amino acids.
CCUUUCUGUGACUAAAUCAGAGUUAGUAAUCUAGUAGUAUAUAAAAGUCUGUAGUUAUUGCAACUUUGUGUACCAGUUUAGGAAAUUCUACAAAAAAGAAUUAAUGUAUUAAUAAGUAGAGGCACUUAGUAAAAAUAAAAUUUUAUAGAGAUGCUCUUAAAAUAUGUAAAUCCGACAUUUAUCUACGGGAGAUAUUUACAGAAUAAUCUACCAGCAUUGCUCACUGCUAUUAAUUAUUCCAAUGACUUUAUACAAAUCAGAUGUAUUAAAAAGCAUUGGAAUCCAAAAUUUAAGAAAGAAAGAAGAGAGAAAGUUAUUAAAAUAAAACUUCCAUCCUUUGAGAAUACAAAUGAGGAUCCCACUAAAUUAAACAAAGAACAAGUACGAUCACGUAUGAAAGAAUAUGGUUUUGUCCCACAAAAACAAUGGUCAGAAAGACCAGCAUUUAUGAGUUGUACUCCUAUGAUUUUUGAAUCUUAUGUUGCUCCUGAAGGAGAUGGAAAAUAUUCUGCUAUUACUAAAGAGGGAGCAAAACAAAAAUUAGCAUUUUUGGAGAAGAAGAGUAAAUCCUUAAUGGCCAUCAGAAAAAUUAAAUCAUUUGAUGACACAUUUAAGACCUCUUAUUUUACAGAGGAAGCCACUGACAUUUAUAAAAACGCGCACGAUGCUUUAGCUGCCAAAGAUGAAGAAAAAUUAUUACAAUAUGUUACUGAAACUGCAUAUCCUAAAAUUGUACACAAUAUGAUGAACAAAACUUUACAUUGGAAAUUCUUAGAAUCAUUAGAACUUCCCCGUGUCGUGCACGCAAGAACUACAGAUAUAAUAACGAAGGAAAACGUUUUUGCACAAAUUACUGUUCGUUUUCACACGCAACAGAUUUUAGCUAUUUACAAUAGAUUUGGUCGAUUAAUGCAAGGAAGUGAAAUUUUGAGAAAAGACGUUUUAGAAUAUAUAGUAUUUGAAAAACAUUUAGCUAACGAAUAUGGUACUUGGCGAAUUCAUGGUAAGAUUAUACCAUCCUGGAUGACUCCAACAGAUAUAUCAGAAGGUACAUACAUUCUGCCAAAAAAGAAACAUGAUCCUGUGCUCACUAAGCCACCUCCUAUCGAAGCUACAUUAAUUGAAAAUACAUCGAAAGAUGCGAUAAGUACACAAUCUGUAAGCGUAUAAAUAUAUAUAUAUAUAUAUAUAUAUAUAUAUAUAUAUAUAUAUAUAUAUAUAUAUAUAUAUAUAUAUAUAUAUAUAUAUAUACAUAUAUAUAUAUAUAUAUAUAUUUAUACAUAAUAUUCUGUAAGUAAUAUUCUCAUUGUAAAUUGUAUUCUGUAAGUAAUAUUGUAUUUUAUAUUAUAUUAAAGCAGAAAAAUAUAUAUUUUAAUUUAAUAAAAAAAUCGGUAGCCUAGCACCAAAGAUAUGCAAAAGCGGCAUAUACACGACGAAACCGUACGUGUAUUUUUUUUUUAUUAUUUACGCGAAUUAUUUAAUUGAGUACAAACACGAUUAUCGUAUCGCUAUAAUGGCUGAAUUAAUUGUAUAUUAAGGAGACUCAAACGAUAGCUUGGAAUCCUUAUUAGAAAAAUAUUUAUUUUUACGCUAUGUAAUCUAUGAGUGUAGUUAUCCAAGUACAAAUUCUAAAAUCGUAAUACUUACGAUUAACCCGGGAGUGGAGUCGUACCGGUCAUUUCCCCGUACUUUUUCGUUUUCCAUUUAUAGCAUCUAGUCUAUUGAUAUUAUCGUAUUUUCGCUUUUACGUAAAUUUUCUU